This is a messenger RNA of Cariama cristata (Red-legged seriema), 674 nucleotides long. It is a transcript of the gene EIF1B, whose product is annotated as eukaryotic translation initiation factor 1B. Lineage: Eukaryota; Metazoa; Chordata; Aves; Cariamiformes; Cariamidae. Gene Ontology annotation, biological process: translational initiation. Gene Ontology annotation, cellular component: eukaryotic 43S preinitiation complex. Gene Ontology annotation, molecular function: RNA binding; ribosomal small subunit binding; translation initiation factor activity. The record is from RefSeq and is a predicted model, not a curated record. The transcript has 3 exons. The coding region runs from base 1 to 333 and encodes 110 amino acids.
AUGAAUCUUUUUGCUCCUGCAGACCCCUUUGCUGAUGCAACAAAGGGUGACGACUUACUCCCGGCGGGGACUGAAGAUUACAUUCAUAUAAGGAUCCAACAACGAAACGGAAGAAAGACACUAACUACUGUUCAGGGAAUUGCAGAUGAUUAUGACAAGAAGAAACUUGUGAAAGCUUUCAAAAAGAAAUUUGCGUGUAAUGGUACUGUGAUUGAACAUCCUGAAUACGGUGAAGUUAUCCAGCUUCAGGGUGACCAGAGGAAGAACAUCUGCCAAUUCCUCUUGGAGAUUGGCAUUGUCAAGGAAGAACAACUGAAAGUUCAUGGUUUCUAAAACACCUGUACUCUCAUGAAGAACCCUGCAGUGUUUGGUCUUACCUAGCCUGGCUCUUCUGUGAAAAAUGAAUCUUUGCAGUGAAUGGACUUCCCUGUUACCUGAACAUUUAAAAUUUUAUUCAGAUUUGCAUGACUGCGUGAAAUAUGUGGUGUGUAGACUAGAAACACAUAAGGAAAUUUCAGUAAGGUGGUAAUGAAGACACUUGUGAACUUUAACACAUUUCCAAUGGAAAUGUUUUAGCGAUGAUUGUUCAGUUUAGUACUCUCCACCUGACUUAAAUGUGUGGGUUGUAUUAAAAUAGUCUGUGGUGUUGCUUAAAAAUAAAGCUUUAUUCAUAU